This is a messenger RNA of Morus notabilis, 1247 nucleotides long. RefSeq names its product caffeoylshikimate esterase. The transcript is spliced from 2 exons. Lineage: Eukaryota; Viridiplantae; Streptophyta; Magnoliopsida; Rosales; Moraceae. The record is from RefSeq and is a predicted model, not a curated record. The coding region runs from base 119 to 1105 and encodes 328 amino acids. Gene Ontology annotation, molecular function: lipase activity. Gene Ontology annotation, cellular component: membrane.
UUGAAACUUAAAACCCACGUCUCCACUCCACUAAUAUAUCCACCACCACCACCACCAACAACAAACAUAAUAAUCAUCUUUCUUGAUCUCUUCAACAAUAUACAUUACAAAAACCACCAUGCCAGCUGCCGCCGAAACGACGUCGCCGCCGAAUUUCUGGGGAGACAUGCCGGAGGAGGAGUACUACACGUCCCAAGGGGUGCGCAACACCAAAUCCUACUUCCAAACCCCUCAUGGCAAGCUCUUCACCCAGAGCUUCCUCCCCUUGGAUGUCCCCAAAAUCAAGGGCUCCGUUUACAUGUCCCACGGCUACGGUUCCGACACCGGCUGGCUCUUCCAGAAGAUCUGCAUCAAUUUCACCAACUGGGGCUACGCCGUAUUCGCCGCCGACCUCCUCGGCCACGGCCGCUCUGACGGCCUCCACGGCUACGUCGGUGACAUCGACAAAGUCGCUGCCGCCUCCCUCUCCUUCUUCGUCCACGUCCGCCGCUCCGACCCCUACAACCACCUCCCCGCCUUCCUCUUUGGCGAGUCCAUGGGUGGCGCCGCCACCAUGAUGAUGUACUUCCAAUCGGAGCCCGACACAUGGACUGGCCUGAUUUUCUCGGCCCCACUCUUCGUCAUGCCUGAGGACAUGAAACCGAGUAAGGUGAGACUGUUUCUCUACGGGCUGCUCUUCGGAGUGGCCGACACGUGGCCGGCGAUGCCGGACAAGAAAAUGGUAGGGAAGUCGAUCAAGGACCCGGAGAAGCUGAAGAUCAUAGCCUCCAAUCCAAGGAGGUACACCGGGAGUCCUAGAGUGGGGACCAUGAGGGAGCUGGCGAGGGUGUGCCAGUACAUACAGGAUAAUUUCUCGAAAGUGACGGCGCCGUUUUUGACGGUGCAUGGGACGGACGACGGCGUGACGUGUCCGUCGUCGUCGAAGCUGCUUUACGAGAAGGCAUCCAGUGUGGACAAGUCCUUGAAGCUUUACGAUGGGAUGUACCACUCGUUGAUACAAGGGGAGACGGACGAGAACGCCAGCCUUGUGUUGAGGGAUAUGAAGGAGUGGAUCGAUGAGAGGGCUGAGAAGUACGGUCCAAAAAUUAUUAAUUUUUCUUCUUAGUUAUUUGUAUUAUAUAUUAAUUAUGUAUCAUGUAUACCCACCAAGAAAUUAAAAUGGGAAAUUAAAACUGAAAAGAAACACGCCCUAUAACUGAAAAGUUUGCGUGAUAUUGUUGUAUAUAUGUUGGGUGGUGUUUUGGUAG